Molecule: messenger RNA, 948 nt
Organism: Aspergillus niger
Lineage: Eukaryota; Fungi; Ascomycota; Eurotiomycetes; Eurotiales; Aspergillaceae
Exons: 1
Coding region: 1-948 (315 amino acids)
Source: RefSeq, a predicted model, not a curated record
AUGGCCGGCAUAGGCGGAGGCUCUAACUACGGCCCAGGCGGGGAUUCAGAAUUUACCACCCAAAACCCAUGGGGAUCGGAGCGCACCACUACAGCAGAGUACUAUCCUGGAGAAACCACCAGGACCACUACCCAGCAAUGGACUCCGAUCACCACCAGCGAAUCAAGCUCGCAACCCACCACCACCACCGCAACUACGACCCAUUUAUCCUCAACCUCCUCGAGUACCUCCACCACCGCUGUUAAAAGCACCAGCAGCGCCAGCAGUUCCUCCAACAACACCAAAACCAUCGCUAUCGCCGUUCCCGUCGCCGUCGUCGGCGCAGCAAUCAUCGCAGCCCUACUAUUCUUCAUCCUAAGACGCAGGCGUCAACAACGCACCCGCUCCAUCAUACCACAAACCAACAAUGACAACCCCCCAGUCAGCAUGGGUGCAGUCCCCCGCCAAGUACGUUCACCUCCACAACGACGACCACAGCAAGCAGCGAACGGCGCAACUUGGGAGUUUGCACCCACCAAUUCCCACGACAUCCCUUUCACAGGUCCCAUCCCAGGUCGGCCCGUCCCAGAAGAAACUGAGCAUAUCAUACCUACCAACAAUCAGCCCCGCAACUUUAGCCCACCAACUACAAAUAAUCACAACUUCCAUACCGCCGCUACUGCCGCCGCAGCAGCAGGAGCUGGAACAGCAGCAGCAGCAGCAGCAGCAGCAGAAGUCCCCAACAGAGACAACAACACCCACGAGAGAAGCCCCCAAUCUACCAUGCCAGCCGUCUGGCCCUCCCCCGAAGCAAGACUCGACCGUCCAAUAUCGCCCUUCGAUCAUCCACUCGACGACGCCGUAUCUGAGAUAUCGCGCCGAUCGUACACCCACGCUAGGGAUAUGGAUGAUGUAUCGUCUGUAUCGUCAUUUGAGGAUGAUGAGCGGAGACCGGCUAUGCAUCGUUGA